Perca flavescens (yellow perch) is the source of this 1535-nucleotide messenger RNA. RefSeq names its product actin-related protein 2-A. The transcript has 10 exons. The record is from RefSeq and is a predicted model, not a curated record. The coding region runs from base 250 to 1449 and encodes 399 amino acids. Lineage: Eukaryota; Metazoa; Chordata; Actinopteri; Perciformes; Percidae.
AUACACAUAUCCAGGACCUUUGAAAACUGUGUUUCUAGCAAUGCAAGCAGUCAAUGCAUUUGUUGCGAUUGUAAAAGUAAGGAGUUUGAAGCUGAACAUUAUUGGAGGGAGUGACUGACAUUUGAACGGCUCUGUCACACACCGGAUGAGCACCCUACCCUUCCUCCUCUCGCCGGGUUGGUGUGUGUCUUCCUUCCGGCUUGCCGAAGAAAGUUGAGGGAGGUUCAGCGGCAACUGGGCUUUAACAUAAUGGACAGCCAGGGAAGGAAAGUGGUAGUCUGUGAUAAUGGGACCGGGUUUGUCAAGUGCGGCUAUGCAGGCUCCAACUUCCCAGAGCAAAUCUUCCCUGCGCUUGUUGGGAGGCCCAUUAUUCGCUCGACAGCCAAAGUCGGAAACAUUGAGAUCAAGAAUGCCCAGAAGAUGGACUUGAUGGUGGGGGACGAGGCCAGCGAGCUGCGCUCCAUGCUGGAGGUCAACUACCCCAUGGAGAACGGCAUCGUCAGGAACUGGGAUGACAUGAAGCACCUGUGGGACUACACCUUCGGCCCAGAGAAGCUCAACAUCGACUCCCGCAACUGCAAGAUCCUGUUGACCGAACCGCCCAUGAACCCCACCAAGAACCGCGAAAAAAUCAUUGAAGUGAUGUUUGAGACCUACCAGUUUUCAGGAGUCUACAUUGCUAUACAAGCUGUGCUGACGCUGUAUGCCCAAGGCCUUCUGACUGGUGUGGUGGUGGACUCGGGUGAUGGUGUGACACACAUCUGUCCAGUGUAUGAGGGCUUCAGCCUGCCUCACCUGACAAGACGCCUGGACAUCGCAGGCAGGGACAUCACCCGCUACCUCAUCAAGUUGUUGUUGUUGAGGGGUUAUGCCUUCAACCACUCUGCAGACUUUGAGACGGUGCGUAUGAUGAAGGAGAAGCUGUGCUACGUGGGCUACAACAUCGAGCAGGAGCAGAAGCUGGCCCUGGAGACCACCGUGCUGGUGGAAUCGUACACCCUGCCAGAUGGUCGCGUGAUCAAGGUGGGAGGAGAGCGGUUUGAGGCCCCCGAGGCUUUGUUCCAGCCCCACCUCAUCAACGUGGAGGGUGUCGGAGUGGCGGAGCUCCUCUUCAACACCAUCCAGGCAGCCGAUAUAGACACCAGGUCUGAGUUCUACAAACACAUCGUGUUAUCAGGAGGAUCCACUAUGUACCCGGGCCUGCCCUCUCGGCUGGAGAGGGAACUCAAGCAGCUGUACCUGGAACGUGUGCUCAAGGGAGACGUGGACAAGCUUUCGAAAUUUAAGAUCCGGAUCGAGGAUCCUCCCAGGCGAAAGCACAUGGUGUUCCUGGGCGGAGCCGUGCUGGCCGACAUCAUGAAGGACAAGGACAACUUCUGGCUGACCCGUGAGGAGUACCAGGAGAAAGGAGUCCACGUGCUGGAAAAACUCGGAGUCACCGUCAGAUAAAGCACUGGACGGACAGAACACACACACACACACACACACACACACACACACACACACACACACACACACACACACACACACACACA